AAUGACACAUAGUUAUGGUUUGAAAAAGGGUACAAGAAGCAAAUUUGCAAAACCUUUUAGAGGACAUGGAAAUAUCUCAAUUCGUAAGACACUUCAAACAUUCAAAAGAGGUAAGAUUAUUUAAAAGAAAUUAACUUAAAGGUGAUUUUGUCGAUAUUUUGGUUGAUGGUGCUUAACAUAAAGGAGUUCCAUUUUAAUAUUAUCAUGGUAGAACUGCAAGAGUAUUCAAUGUUAAUCCAAGAGGAAUUGGUGUUUCAUUAUAAAGAAGAGUAAGAGGAAGAUAUGUAGAGAAAAGAUUCCAUGUUAGAGCUGAUCAUUUGAGACCAUCAAAAUGCAGAUAAGAAUUUGUUAAAAGAGUUUAAGAGAAUGAUAAAAAGAAAACAGAAGCAAAGAAAAAUAAAUAAGUCAUUUCAACUAAAAGAUAACCAGUUUAACCAAGAGGAGCAACAGUUGUUAUUCCAAAAUAAACAACAUUCUAACAUCCAAAAGCUUUUGUAGAAAUUAUUUGAU
This is a messenger RNA of Paramecium pentaurelia, 510 nucleotides long. The record is from the annotation of a GenBank genome assembly. NCBI's taxonomy places the organism in Eukaryota, Ciliophora, Oligohymenophorea, Peniculida, Parameciidae.